AAUAACCCUAAGAUGUAGUCUUCUACCAACAACCCACAUUGAAGUAUAUUUUUAGUCUUUGUUUAAAAAGUGUAUCAUUAUGACCUAUUUCUACAAGCCAUACAACUUUUAUCAGAAUACUUCUCCUGGUUAUCAAUUGCAUGAAUUUCGCUCGUCUUUUGAAAAAGCCAGAACCUUUGAUAUUGAGGAUGAUUUAGAAUUCUGUCCUGCUUUAUCCGACGAAGAAUUGUCCGCCAUAUACCAUAUGACUGGACUGUCCCCGACGAACAGUUCUCCAUCUUUAUCUCCAAUGACUCCUAAUAUGUACCCUAAUGCUAUACCGACUAUUCAAACCGGAAACUAUGCCGGGAUGCAAUAUGCCCCCUCAUCAUUGCAGCAUAACCCAAGCAGCCGUCAGAAAAAGUCUUCGAGUAUCCCAAUUAUUGAUCCGGUAACUCGUGCUCCCGCAGUUUUGACAGGUCCCGCAGCAAAUUCUCGUUCAAAACCCUACUGGUAAGAGGUUCUUGGAACAACUUUUGUAUUUUUGCAUUCUUGAUGAUUCUAUUCUUAAUAGCUCUUUGUACAAUUACUCAUUGCAUUUACCCUCGUAUUUAUCGAUUUUUCAUUUAUGCAGCUAAUGCGAAAAUGCGUAUACCUGUCUGUGUACCGCUUUUCUUUAAUGUUUUGUCUUUCCUAUCCCUAUAACACGAACACAUUUGCAAAACAUCGCUUUUUACGAACAUUGUAAAAUAUUCCGAGAGCUCUCUUACUUGUACAAUACUUGUUUCUUUGUUCUAUCUUUGUGUUGUUUAUGUCUUUUGUUUUGAUGAAGCCAUUCACUAUUAACUUUUAUUUUCCUUUCCUUGCGAGGAGGUCUUUUUUCCUUCGAUUGUAUAUCUAUAGUUGCUAAACUUUUCAAUGAAGUCUGUUAUCUUUAUGAAAA
Schizosaccharomyces octosporus yFS286 is the source of this 922-nucleotide messenger RNA. RefSeq lists its product as uncharacterized. The coding region runs from base 80 to 496 and encodes 138 amino acids. The record is from RefSeq and is a predicted model, not a curated record. The transcript is spliced from 3 exons. Lineage: Eukaryota; Fungi; Ascomycota; Schizosaccharomycetes; Schizosaccharomycetales; Schizosaccharomycetaceae.